Molecule: messenger RNA, 1920 nt
Organism: Toxotes jaculatrix (banded archerfish)
Lineage: Eukaryota; Metazoa; Chordata; Actinopteri; Toxotidae
Product: tetratricopeptide repeat protein 16
Exons: 13
Coding region: 1-1920 (639 amino acids)
Molecular function (GO): protein binding
Source: RefSeq, a predicted model, not a curated record
AUGUCUGAGGAGAGAAGUCAUCAGACGGAGGAGGAGCAGAGUUUAUUUCCCACAGCUGUGUCCGAACAGCAGCUGGAUGAGGCCUGGAGAAAAAGCACCUUCAAGCAGCUUUUCGGCUCCAGUAAAAUCUGCCUGGCACCAGGAGAGAAACGCCCCCGAAGGCCAGAGCUGCAGGGGAGCCUCAUCGUUCAGAGCAAGGCUGCAGAGCAUUACACAAAUGGAAACAAAGCAGUGGAAGUGUCCCAGUAUGAGAGGGCUGUGAUCUGCUUCUCCAAAGCCAUCACACUGCAGCCAGAACAGGUGCAGCUGUAUGUGAGUCAGGCGGAGGCUUACCUGCAGCUGUGUGACUUCCAGUCAGCAGCAGCCUCUUAUAAAAAGGCCUGGCUCCUGCAGCCCGGGGCCUUCAGCGACCGCCUGGGCUUCAUUUACUAUCUACAGGGCCAGUGUUUGUUUGACCGAGGUCUUUUCCUGGAGGCUCUGGAGGCUUUCAGCAAAGCUGCGGAGGUGAAGCCCGGCUGCAGGGCUCACGCAGUCAGAAGCCUGGCCUGUCUGGCAGCUGCAGGUCACCACGCUGACUGUCUGAAGCUGGUGGACGACUGGAUGGUGUCAGACGGUCCCACCUCAGACCUUUAUGUCCUCAGAGCCCGACUGCACCAAGAGCUCCACCAGAUGUCACGAUGUUACCAAGAUGUGAAGUCGGCGUUGGUGUUGAACCCGACGUGCCCAGAGGCCGGAGCACUGCUGCUGCAGCUGCAGCGAACCAGUGAACAGGCCAGACAAACAGCUGUGAGCAGAGCACUGACCGGCCAGCUGCCCGAAGCCCUCUGCAUGAUCAAUAUCGCUCUGGAGAACUGCCCGCAGGACGCACGCCUCUACCUGUUCAGAGGGAUUCUCUACCGACGCCUGAAAGACUUCACAGCCGCCAUCGAAGAUCUGGUCCAGGCUGUGGAGCUGAGCGAGGAGGAGGAGGAGGAGGACGAGGCCACAGGGGUCGUCGGUCAGGCGGAGGCCAGAGACAAAAAGGAUGAGCAUGGCUCUUUUCAAAAGGAGGUGGAGUUUCAGCUGGUUCUCACCUACAAUGACUUUGCCGUUCAGUGCUUCGGUAGAGGCCUGUACGCUGAAGCCACUCUGCUUCUCAACAAGGCCAUCGAGGAGGAAAAGGGCCAGGCAGGCCUUUACCUGAACCGAGGAGACUGUUUCUUUAAGCAGGGCGAGUGGUGUUAUGCUCUGGCUGACUACCAGCAGGCUCAGGAGAUGAUGCGGCCUGAUGACCCUGCUCUCCGGCAGCGCCUCGCUGUCCUCCACAACACGUUGGGCUCUCUCUGCUUCCAGGACGGGCGUUUCCAGGAGGCAGCUGACAUGUUUUCUCUGGCCAUCCAGUACAACCCCACAGUCGGUCAGUACUACGAGAACAGAUCGAAGGCCUUCAGGAAGAUCCUGAACCCGGAGGGAGCCAGACAGGACUUCAUCUGCAUGCUGAUCCUGGAUCCCACCAACGAGGAGCUGCCUCCUAUGCUCAUGAGUCUGUUCCCCGGCUGCAGUGAGUCUGAGGUUUUGUCCAGUCCAGCAGGACAAGCAGUCAGAGCUCAGCUGAUGGACAACAUCCAGGCCUGCAGGUCCUUCUCCGAGCAACACAGCCAAUCAGAAGGCCCAUCUGAAGCAGGAAGGGAGCUGAAGCUGUGCGUAGACCAAUGGGAGAUGCAGAUACUUGUGAAGAGCCUUCUGCAGGUUAAGGAAGCAGCCCCUUCAUUUUUCCAUGGCCGUCCAUCUGUGCACCGCACUGGGCCACACCUCACCACACACCACCUACCACCACCACCACCCACACAGAGGCGCAGGACCAGUCCACCUUUAGACAUGAAGGGAGGUCGCACUGCAACAAAAGAUCUGAGGUGUUUGGAGUCCGCACCUCAGAAGUGA